Molecule: messenger RNA, 1554 nt
Organism: Glycine soja
Lineage: Eukaryota; Viridiplantae; Streptophyta; Magnoliopsida; Fabales; Fabaceae
Product: transcription factor bHLH18-like
Exons: 4
Coding region: 75-1202 (375 amino acids)
Molecular function (GO): protein dimerization activity
Source: RefSeq, a predicted model, not a curated record
AUUCCUUCUCUAUCAUAUCCCUAGAAUCAAAUCCACAAAGCCAACUCCCCUAUACUUUCUUUCAUUCACUUCCAAUGGGGGAGCCAUGCCAAAAAUAUUGGUUUUCUGAUAUGGAAAUACAAGAUAUUGAUUUCUUUAAUCAAAGCCACAACCACAAGAUUGAGUCACUUGAUCAUGAUGAGGAUCAGAUCUUUCGAGAGAUCAUGCAUCAGCCAGUUUUCUCUUCAGACAUCGAUACUCACUUGCCCAGCAAAAUUCAAAGUAAAUCAAUCCACGGUGGUGUUAGUAGUGGUUAUAAUACUUACACAGUCCUCGCCAACAACAAGAGUAAUAAUAGCAACCUUGCGAUGAAGAGCAACACCUCCAACUUCAUCUUCUCAUCACAAUUACAUGCACCACCAGAGAAAUUACCUGCCACAGCCAGUACUUCUCCAACCGCAUACAUUCUUUCUUUUGAUGACUCCACCGUAGUUGCGGCUACGCGCCAAAACUACGGUGAAAAACAGCCCUACCACCAGGAAGUGGUGCUAGGGAGUGGUGGCGCAUGUCUUCCCUCAAAAGGGGUCUCAGAAGGACACGACUUUGAACCUAAGGCCAAGCCAACAACAAAGAGAAGUAGAAGCUCUGCGGAGACCCUAGUCCAUAUAAUGACAGAGAGAAAGAGAAGACGGGAACUCACAGAGAGAUUCAUUGCACUUUCAGCCACCAUACCUGGCUUAAAGAAGAUUGACAAGGCCACUAUACUUAGUGAAGCAAUCACUCAUGUGAAAAGACUUAAAGAACGUGUAAGGGAGCUAGAAGAACAACGUAAGAAGACAAGGGUAGAGUCAGUGUCAUUUGUUCAUCAGAGAUCCCACAUUGCAACUGUCAAAGGCACCACCUCUGGUGCAAUGAACUCUGAUGAAUGCUGUAGAACCAACGAAGCACUCCCUACAGUGGAAGCAAGAGUGUUUAAAAAAGAUGUACUCCUCCGGAUUCACUGCAAGAUACAAAGUGGCAUUUUGAUCAAAAUUUUGGACCAUCUUAAUAGUCUUGAUCUCUCCACAAUCAGCAACAGUGUAAUGCCAUUUGGAAGUUCAACUCUAGACAUCAGCAUUAUUGCUCAGAUGGGUGACAACUUCAACGUAACAACAAUGAACGAUCUAGUGAAAAAUCUGAGAAUGACUCUCUCGCAGUCAUCUGAAGUACAAGUACAACAAUGAUCAAUACUAGUGAAUCAAUUAAUUAUCAAAGGUGUUUGAAGAUCCGAAAAUUCUGCAAGUUCUAGCUCUCCGUGUGGAUGUGAUAUUGGCUUUGGAAUUAGGUUACUGUCUUGUUAUUCAUCAGGGAGAAUCUACUAUAUAUAGAUGAUAGCUCAGUUUUCACUUUUCAGUAUUAGAGCAUCUAGCCCGAACUUGCAAGAUAGCUAGGUUUGUUGCCCUCAGUUUGGUAAACUUAAUGUCCUCCCAAGUUAUUUGUGGAAUAAAGAACAACCUGGCACCCUCCUCUCGAUGUACUGGCUGAUGAUGCUUUAUAAAUUAUAAUUAAUAUAAUUUGCAUAUUGUGACGACAAAA